CAAACAAUACUUGGUCUAUUCGGCAGUAGGAUAAGCUUAUUAGCUUAUUAAAACGGAAAACAUUGUGAUUUAAUCUUUGAAACAAACAAACAUUAUUGUUUCACUUUGUUUGAAAUGUAUACUGACAUAUUUAACCAUAUUAGUUUGUUAGGUUUAUAUACCGUUAACUCGUGACCACUUUAUUAUUGGAAAUCAUUCAGGCGUGGAGGGUUAUUUUACGAUCAAGAUUCCUGUUUUGUAAUUCAUAUGAAAUUGACAUUGGGGAUUAUAGUGAAAUAGAUAUAAUGUAGAAUAAAAUGUACAUCACUGGAUUACCUUAUUGAAAAACAAUGGAGAAAUUAUUGAUUUGUGUUUUAAGUUUGUUUGGAAUAUUUUUGUUAAUUGGAUUUUCUGAAGCUACCUGUGAUUUUGGUGAAUGGGGUGGAAGUUGUCAGUACAACUGUUCUACCACAUGCUAUUAUGGAACUGAAUGCUCCAGUAAUGGCGGGAAAUGUGGAUGUGAACAAUUGCAUGGAAACUGUUACGGAUGCGCAAAGAAUUAUUUUGGUGACGUCUGUAAUAAGGCAUGUAACCAGAACUGUUCACUUAGUGACCAAUGUAUUCAAUCUGGAUUGUCAUGUGGAUGUGAGAGACAGCUAGGCUAUUGUAAUAGUUGCCCUAAAACACUAUGGGGCCAGUAUUGUGACAGGUCUUGUUCGAUAAGAUGCAUUAACUUGGAAUGUGAAAGAACUUCCGGCCAAUGCACGUCAGGUUGUAAAAAGGGUUAUUAUGGAAGUGAUUGCAGUUCAACGUGUCCUAUUUCUUGCCAAUUUGGAUGUGAUCAACAAACUGCUGGGUGUUUUCCAUCCUAUUGCGUGAACUGUAAUGGUGGACUUCCAAAAUGCGAUCAAAGCAGUAGAAAGUGUUUAAAUGGGUGUAUAGAUGGAUUUUUUGGUUCAAGUUGUGACAAGUCAUGUUCGGAAGAGACAAAUAAUAAUUUAUGUACGAAAUGUCAAGCAUUGAUAUCUGUUGGUAUAACAGUCUGUACCGAAUGUCAAUCAGAAUAUUAUUAUGAUGGAAUAAUUGGUAACUGCACAUCCUGUAGUACAGGAUGCAAAACAGAUAACACCAAUUUAGCAAAGUGUUUUCCUGACACUGGAAACUGUCGGUUUGGCUGUUCUGCUGGAUGGAAUGGACAGCGCUGCGAUACGUUUAGCUGUUCAUUGCCAAAUUGCGAAUCUUGUGUUGCAAAUCAACCGACCGUUUGUGAGCGCUGUCAAACUGGUUGGUAUCUGGAUUCCGGUCAGUGCAUUAGAUGUAGCGAUAAUUGUGCGACUUUAAAUUCUUGCGAUAAAACAUCAGGAACUUGCACGGGUGGAUGCAAAACGGGUUGGUAUGGUAACAAAUGUACAGAUAAUUGUAACACAAACUGUAACCAAGGUGAGUGUGAUAGCAAUGGAAUAUGUAGUAGUGGCUGUAAUGUAAAACGUUACGGCCAGAAAUGUGACAUGCAAUGUCUUAAUUGCUUAACAACAUGUAAUCGUAAUACUGGCUUGUGUGACGCCGGUUGUGUAGACGGAUAUCAUGGUAACGAUUGCUUACAAUCCUGUAACUCCAAUUGCUUAAAUAAUAAAUGUAGUCAAGUAGAUAGCAAGUGUUCCUCUGGGUGCAAACAAGGGUUCUAUGGGGAAUUUUGUCAACUUCCUUGUGGGUCAAAUUGUGACGGUAAUAGUUGUAACCGAACAACUGGCGCAUGCUCGGGAAAUUGCCUUUCUGGCAAAUAUGGUGAUUACUGUGAUUUAGAUUGUUCAGCAAACUGUUCACCUAGAACCUGCCAAAAAGUCGGCGGGGCAUGCACGUCAGAAUGCAUUGCCGGAUAUCAUGGUAGUCAUUGCAGUAGACUAUGUCCGUCGUCGUGUUCAACAAAUCAAUGUAAUAAGGAUGACGGAACGUGCAGUGGAAAUUGUCCAAACAUGAAAUUCGGUACGAGAUGUGAGCUAUCGUGCAGCAGUAACUGUAAAGGCACAACAUGUGAUAGAUCAUCCGGUAGGUGUGUGGGAGGAUGCAAAGCUGGAUACCAUGGUGUUUCUUGUGAGAAUAUUUGUACCGGGUGCGAUAAUUCAGGAUGUGAUCAAACUACUGCUGUUUGUAUAGGUAAGUGUAUUGAUGGUUUCUAUGGAACCAAUUGUAAUAAGACUUGUAGCAUGGGUUGUUUAAGUAGUUCUUGUGAUAAACAAACAGGGAAAUGCAGUAUUUGUAAAGAGGGAUAUUAUGGGGAUACUUGUUCAAACACUUGCAGUAAUAACUGCAAGUUUUCUCGGUGCAAUCAGACAACGGGAUUGUGCUCUGAAGGGUGUGCACCUGGAAAGUUUGGGCAACUUUGUGAUAAUUCCUGUUCUACUUGUACCUUGUGUAAUCAAACUACUGGAACUUGUGAAGGCUGUGCUCCUGGUAAAUAUGGUGUAAACUGCCAAAGCAGUUGCAAUGCAAACUGUGGACUCUCUCCCUCUGGACAGAUAAUUUGUGACGGUAUAGACGGAUAUUGCCUUAACAGUUGUAAGGAUGGAUGGUAUGGAACGUACUGUAGCAUACCCUGUAAUAAUGAAAUUCAUUGCAUCAGUUCUGCCUGUGAUCGUCUUACUGGGCGAUGUUCAGGUAACUGCGUAACGGGUUGGUACGGUGCUACAUGUAAUGUUCGUUGUAGUGAAAAUUGUAAUGGCGAUUUGUGUGAUCGUGAUAGUGGUGAAUGCACAUAUAACUGCACGUCUGGUUUUUAUGGCACUCAAUGCAAAACUCCUUGUGUAAUCACUUGCACAGAUUGUGACAGAUUAUUUGGAACUUGUACGAAAUGUAAACCUGGAUAUUAUGGACACAAUUGUCAAAGUCAGUGUAAUAGCCAUUGUUCGAUGUCGUCAACAGUUGGAAAUGUAGUUUGUAAUAAGUUGACUGGAAUCUGUAAUGGCGGUUGUGCAAAUGGAUGGUAUGGUCAAUCAUGCACAAAUGAGUGUUCACAGACUUGUUUCAACAGUGAAUGCGACAUGGAUUCCGGAAAAUGUUCACAGGGAUGUGUUGUUGACAAAUACGGCGAAUACUGUGAAAAUAGUUGUAAAAACUGUGCUGGCACUUCAAAUGAAAAUUGCAACCCUGGAAAUGGAAAUUGUUUUUUCGGAUGCGACGAUGGAUACUUUGGAAAUUCCUGUACCCAAAGCUGCUAUCCCGGAUGUAAAAAUAAACAGUGCAUUUAUUCGUCAAACAAUUGUUCAUAUGGAUGUGAAAAUGGCCUCUAUGGAUUCUCAUGCACUGAAACAUGUAGUACAAAUUGUGAAAACAAUAUGUGUGAUCAGAACACAGGGUUCUGUACAUCCGGGUGCAAAGCCGGUUGGUUUGGACAAAAAUGUAAGUACGCCUGUCCAGUUUCUUGCUCUGGUAGUGUUUGUGAUCGGGUGACCGGAAGUUGUAUUGACGUUGACGUUUGUGCUGGAAGUGAUUGUCAAGGUACAACCAUUAAGAAUGAUACUGAAGUUGACAUAGCCAUUGUAAUUGGUGCAAUCAUAGGUGGGGCAGUAGUAUUGUUGAUCAUUGUGAUCAUUGUAUGUUGCCACUGUCUUAGAAACAAGGACAGGCAUGCUAAAGAAAACGGCAGUGAAGAUGUCUUAACACCUCGAUCAGAUGAUUCUUUGGAAGGAAUAGACAAUAACCAAUUUGCUAAUUAUGACGAAAUAAAAAAAGAUGAGUGGGUGAUGCGUAAUACUAUACGUUUUGACACUCCAAAACAAAAUGGCACCCUUAUACCACGUGGUGGAGAAGCAGACGCACAUAUGGAUUAUUACGAUUUCCCACCACCACCACCUGAAGAAAUUGUUGCAGACGUAAAUGCCAUUUUAUUAACGACCGAAGGACUGCCUCCUCCUCCACCAACUGUGCAUUUUAGUGACUUUGACGGACGAGACGGUAUUCAAGUAGAGAUGUUGCCCCAGUAUGUGGAAUACAUGCUACAGAAAGACAACGCGUUUGAAACUGAGUAUGAUGGUUUACCACAUGGACUUAAACAUCCACAUGAUGUAGCUUUGAGACCUGGCAACAAACGAAAGAACCGUUACAAAAAUAUUUAUGCCUAUGACCAUUCCAGGGUAGUUUUACAACCGGAAGUUAUUGAUUCCGAAGAUGGAAGUAGUUAUGCAACGGUUGAUAACUCUGAUUAUAUCAACGCGUCAUAUUUUGAUGGGUAUCAAGAUCCACGAGCUUACAUUGCAUGCCAAGGUCCGACAGAUGAAAUGGUAGAUGACUUUUGGAGGAUGGUUUGGCAGCUGAGGAUCCAAAAUAUUGUCAUGUUAACAAAUCUCAUAGAACUUGGGCAAAUAAAGUGUAAGAAGUAUUGGCCUGAUGAGAACAAGACCGAGAGAUUUGGUAACAUAUAUGUCAAAUUUGACUACCAGGAAACGUUUGCUGACUUUAUACUCACCAACCUAAUAGUCACGAAGACUGACUCAGAAAAUACCAACGCCAACAAAGACCAAACGACAACUGAAGAUAAUGCGAGACUGCAGGUCAAACAUUUACAGUUUGCUUCUUGGCCUGAUCGAGAUGUACCAAAAUAUGUCACAACCCUUGUAGAGUUUCAUAGUAAGGUCAACAGCCUGCGUCAUGAAGGACCAUUAUUGAUUCACUGCAGUGCUGGUGUAGGACGAACAGGAACAUUUAUAGGAAUGGAUUACCUGAUGGAUCAAGCCGACAGUGAGGGGAGAGUUAGCGUAUAUAAAUGUGUAGAGAAAAUGAGGAUUGCCAGACCAAAUAUGGUGCAAACACCUGAGCAGUACAUUUUCUUACACCAAGCAUUGGCAGAAGCAUUGCUCACGUCCGAGUCUCCUGUUGACGAAGACGAGUUUGAAAAUUACUAUAAUCAAAUGCAAAUUAAAGAUCCUAGAUCUGGACUGUCGAGAUUACAACAUGAAUUUGAAGAAGUAAAAACUCAGAGAGUAAAACGUUCACACGAGGCAGCAAAAGCGGAGGAAAAUAAACAUAGAAACAGACAUACAAAUGUUUUAGCAUCUGAUGAAUGUCGAGUGUUUCUAUGGUCAAAGAUAAAAGGUUGUACAGAUUAUAUAAAUGCUAUAUACUUGCCGUCCUUCAGAAACAAAUAUUGCUUUAUUGCCACCGAAAUGCCACAAUGUGCCACUAUUGUUGAUUUCUGUAGGAUGAUCUUCCAAGAAGAAGUUAGAACUAUUGUCAUGUUAGACAAUGAUACCUCAGGGAUCACUGCAAAUGAACACUAUUGGCCAGAGUCAAAUCAAACCAUGGAAAUGGGGCCUUUUUCAAUCAAUGUCACUGAAGUGAAAGAGCAAAAUGACUAUACAUUGAGAAGCUUAAACUUCAAGUUCGCUGUUGAUCCUGAAAGUAAAUCCGAAAUGCUUACUGUUCUUGACCAGAAAGGAACUUAUAAAGUUAAUCAGUUCCAUUAUAAGCGUUGGUCAGAAGGCAAGGUCACACCAGUGUCUGUAGAAUCUUUUGUUGACUUUAUCAAUGCUGUCACUGAAUGGCAGUCGGACUCGGUCAAACAUCCUAUUAUUGUCUACUGUAUGAAUGGUGCUAGCAAAGUAGGACUAUUUUGUUUAGUUAGAGCAUGUAUGGACAGACUUCAGUCUGAUGGAGAUGUUAGUGUAGUGCAUGCCCUACAUCAUAUGAGAGCCAGACGUUCUAAGCUAGUGCCAAACUAUGAACAAUACAAGUUUUGCCAUGACUGUUUAUUACGACAACUGAACAGUGAUCAUCUGUGAUACCAAAAAAAUAUUAAGCAUUAUUUAUAACAUGUUUAUUUUUGCCAUUACCGUCUAUGCAUUCAGCCUUCACUUAUCUGAUGAUGAAAGUGUUUUUACCGUCAGUUUUUGCUGUGGUUUCCAACCCGUGAUAUGGCUUUCUUGGAAAUGCAAAGAACAAAACGUAUUGACUCAAUAGUUACUCGAAUGUUUUGGCAAAUGUGUAUCCCGGGUGCCACUUUAUUAAGAAUGCAUAUCGUUUUCUUAUCAACAUUUAUUUAUUUAUUUAUAGUUUUGCGCAUAUUUUUCGUUCAGAAUGUUAAUCAUUUGGUUUUGGUUUUAUAUCAUCUGAAACAUCGUUGUGGUCAACAGUUGCACAAAUUCAUAUUACACUAAAAUUAAUAAUUUCAAAUAUAUGCAUAUGACCACAGAAGUAGAUGUUUCAAUAUUCAUACAUACUCAUGUAUACAUUUUAAAAUUGUGUAUUGGCUAUUACAGUCAAGAACGCAGGAAGUGUAAACACAGGCGUGUCUUCGUGAAAUUUUACCAUUUCUAUUGUAGAAAAAAAAAUCAGUUUUGGUGCAUUUCUAUAACUUUAUUGAAUUCUUUCAUUUCAGUGAAAGUCUUUAUUUAGGAUCUGAUGAAAUUCAAUAUUUGUCAUCAAAUUUAACGAUUAUACAACUUUUUAAAAACAUUUACGGAACGAAAUUUGCUUGUAAUAGCACACAUUUUACCCCUAUGUACUAUCAACUAGAUAUAUUUUUUUAUAAAUAGAUUAAAUAAGUUGUGCAACAAUUGUAAUAUUAUAGGAUUAUCCAAAACAAUUCAUAUGUUGCAUUUUAUUAAUUUUUAUACGCCCGUCAAAUUUUUGACGGGACGUAUUAUGUUAUACAAAUGUUCGGCGUCCAUCCGUCUGUCCGUCUGUCCGUCUGUCUGUCCGACUGUCUGUCCGGCGUAAACAUGUCGCACCGUAACUUGAGAAUGACUUAUCCAAAUUUCAUGAAACUUUACAUAGUUGUUUCUUAUGAUGGUCAAACGAUCUGUAUACUUUUUGGUGAAAAUAAGAAUAAAACUUUUUGAGUUACGGGACUUAGUAACUAAAACAGGUGUGUGUUUUUUUUCACAUGUCGCGCUGUAUCUCAAAAACAAUUUAUGAUUAUUGCUUAAAACUUUACACACUUCUUAGUUAUAUUAAUCUCAAGAUCUGUAUACUUUUUGGUGAUGAUUCAAAAUUUUAUUUAAGAGAUAUUUAGUAUUUUGUUAUAAAAGGGGGAGGGGUUUUUCACAUGUCGCGCUGUAUCUCAAAAACAGUUUAUGAUUAUUGCUUAAAACUUUACACACUUCUUAGUUAUAUUAACCUUAAGAUCUGUAUACUUUUUAGUGAUGAUUCAAAAUUUUAUUUUUGAGUUAUUGAGUAUUUUGUAAAAAAAGGGGGAGGGGUUUUUCACAUGUCGCGCCGUAUCUCAAAAACGAUUUAUGAUUAUUGCUUAAAAUUUUACACACUUCUUAGUAAUAUUAAUCUAAAGAUCUGUAUACUUUUUGGUUUUAAUUCAAAAUUUUAUUUUAGAGAUAUUGAGUUUUUUGUAAAAAAAAAAGGGGGUUUUCGCAUGUCACGCCGUAUGUCAGAAACUAUUUAUGCUUAUUGCAUAAAAAUUCACACAUUAGACGACGGGCGUAUCAUGCGCUCAUGGCGCAGCUGUUUAUUGUUUAUGUAAAAAUUAGACUGUGAUAGAAUUAUUUAUUAUAUAUUUGUAUUUUACGUUUGUCAUAAUGGUUAUUUACGAAUAAAUACGAAUAAAUAUAUUUUUAUGAUUACUAUGA
Mytilus californianus (California mussel) is the source of this 7553-nucleotide messenger RNA. RefSeq names its product multiple epidermal growth factor-like domains protein 6. Bases 330 to 5753 code for a protein of 1807 amino acids. Gene Ontology annotation, biological process: protein dephosphorylation. Lineage: Eukaryota; Metazoa; Mollusca; Bivalvia; Mytilida; Mytilidae. The record is from RefSeq and is a predicted model, not a curated record. The transcript is spliced from 22 exons. Gene Ontology annotation, molecular function: protein tyrosine phosphatase activity.